Ochotona curzoniae (black-lipped pika) is the source of this 3983-nucleotide messenger RNA. It is a transcript of the gene CTSC, whose product is annotated as cathepsin C. The record is from RefSeq and is a predicted model, not a curated record. Gene Ontology annotation, molecular function: cysteine-type endopeptidase activity. The coding region runs from base 106 to 519 and encodes 137 amino acids. The transcript has 4 exons. Gene Ontology annotation, cellular component: lysosome. NCBI's taxonomy places the organism in Eukaryota, Metazoa, Chordata, Mammalia, Lagomorpha, Ochotonidae.
GACCCCUGGCUAUUUCUAGGCGCGCGUCGGCGGGUCUGCGCUUUCGGAUCUCCGCGCGCUCCUGUCCCGGCUGGCUACCUAGCUCCUGCCUAGGCCCCCGCCAGCAUGAGUCCGUGGUCCAGUUUGCCACUGGCCGCGCUGCUGCUGUUAUUUUCCGGGGUAUGCACCGUGAUCGGCGACACACCUGCCAACUGCACUUAUCCCGAGCUCUUGGGCACCUGGGUCUUCCAGGUGGGCCCCACUGGCUCUCAGCGCGACACCAACUGCUCGGUUAUGGGACGACCAGAAAAAAAAGUAGUUGUGCACCUGAAGAAGUUGGAUACAGCAUAUGAUGACCUUGGCAAUUCUGGCCAUUUCACCAUCAUUUAUAACCAAGGCUUUGAGAUUGUGUUGAAAGACUACAAGUGGUUUGCCUUCUUCAAGGAUGUCACAGAUUUUAUCAGUCAGUUGUUCAUGCAGCUGGGAACUGUGGGAAUGUAUGAUUUGCCACAUCUGAGGAACAAACUGGUUAUUAAAUAGAACACUCGUUGAGGAGCUCUUUUAAACCCACAGCCAAGAACAAAGUUUGGUGCUAAAAGACAGAACAGCCUGCUGCAGUGGACUCUAGCAGCUACAGUCCUUUCUGGAAUCUGUUGGCAUGUAAAAUGCAGAGGAGUCCUGCUGACCUACCUCCAAGUCCCCUGCCCUCCUGAACAUUUCCUUGGAGAGUGGUGACCGCCGUUUUGGAAUGUGAACAGCCAGCGACUGUGCAGGAGCAGGACAGAAAGGCUGGAAGAGAUGAAGUCUGGUGCCUUCGGCCCAUGCGCAGCGUUUUUAUGAAUGAUGUGAAACUUUUUUUUUUUUAUCUCCCUUGGAUAUCCUUCUUUUGAAAUGAGUUUUUCAGACUGGAUAGGAGUUGAACUUUGUGUUUUGUUUUAUUCACAUUUGAGUUAUCUUCUGAGCGCUCUCCUUGCCUGUAAUUACCUUGAGAAAUUCCAGAAACUAUUGGAAGGAGAACAUAUUGCUUUGGGCUUUUUAGAUAAAAGUUAUGCAUUGGAAGAUGGUCCUGUGGAGGGCAUCUUUAAAUGAAGGGGGGAGGGGACAGGCCGGGAAAGCAGCUUGCUUGGAUAAACCAGGUUGUUGAGGGUAGCCUUUGCAUGACCUGGCAUAUUUCUGGCCUGAGAUUUCGAUGGUGUCAUUAAUACUUAAAAGAAAAAAAAACAAUCUUAGAUGUCACCCUCAAGCCAAGAACUUGCCAUUGUAUUGGUUUUUUAAAACCCUAGAAAGUAGGUAUGAUUAGCUUAUGGCUAUGGAAAAAUGAAACAUUAGUCUCUUAGAGUACUUAAGUUCACACAGCCUCUGACUGAAAUGCUAGAGAGCUUGUCUUACCAGCAUGAAGACUUCGCUGCAGUUAAAGAGGGAAAGGAAGGCCACUUCACAGACUAGUCGAAGGAAUGUGGUGUCACACGGGGUAGAGUUUUCUGGCAAAGUCCGAUCCAUCUCUAGUGUGAGUAUUGGCUCGAUAGGCUGGGAUAUCUGUUUCCCUGGCUCUUGUUGACACUAGAAAGAAGGACUGGCUUGAAGCUAGAGCUUCAUUAUCUGAAACUAAUGAAGAAAUACUGACUUUCUUGCUUAAACCAGGGUUCUUUUAUUCAAAACAGAUGCUUUCUCAUUCCCUUUGUAAUCUCAAAAAAUGGGAGGGGGUGGGGUUUAAAACUUCAAGAUUAAUGCCCUUGCCAAAAUGAGUGACUCUUAAUUAAGUGACUGCUCACACUGGUUACUAACAUCUGGCUCUUUCUUGCUAAACGGUAGAUUCUUUGUCUUCCUAACUUGGUUUAAAGAUGGUUUACAUCAUUCCCAAUGAAACCUAAUCUGUGGGGCAACACCUAACACAUCCUGUCCAAAAGGACUCAUUCCUGCAUCUGUGCUGGAGUAAAACAGUCUUUCUUUAGCCAGUUGCUGGCCACUGUUAUUUCAGGUGGCAUUUUAAUGUUAUCAAGAGAGUAUUAGUCUGCUUCUAGGAAGAGAAAAUUUCCAAAAAAAAAAAAAAGAUAAAUUAACAGUAUAGCACUUGACUCUUACUUGAAUACUUUCUUUUCUUUCUCUCUCUCUUUUUUUUUUUCAUCCCACUUCUGGACCUUGAUGCCAUACCCUGUGAAUUUCCCUGGCUGUCUCCAUCAGGGGCAGACAUGCCAGCACCUGGUUCCCACUGUACUGUUUUCUCCCAGACUGAAGAGGUGUACUUCUCAUUGCACAGCUUCAGCACUCAGUGUUAUAGGUGUUUGGAGAAUAAACCACACAUCUCCUUGCUUUUCACAAAUAGUGCAGGUUUGCAAGUAAUUCGUUUUGUGCAGUUCUAGAAACACAAAUCAGGAAUGUUGCUGUUUUACAUGUUUGACUCUUUGUUCUAAAAAAAAAAAAUACUACCUGGUUACUUGUUGCCAGAGCUCAGAAAGAAUUGUAUAUUUUCAAAAUGUAAAUACUGCUGUCAUAUCACCCAGUAUUUUUAAGGAUGUAUUGUAUAUGUAAUUUGGAAGGGUACUGAAUAUCUUUUGUUUGUUUGUCUGAGUAAUUUUGCAACAAAAUGUUUUUAUUAUACAAGACAAAAAUUUUGUGGGUAGAGCCCCACAAUAAAAUAGUGCACAACAUCCCAAUAUUUCCAGUUUCCUGAUUGUCUUCUGCUCUGAUCUCUAACUCCCAAAGGACAGGGCUCAACCCAUGUUCCAGGGUUCUGCCUGGGCAGCACAAUGCAUGACAUAAAAACCUUCAAUAAAUAUUUGUAUAAGAAAGGAAAUUGACUAAUAUAUCAUUGUGUUAUUUUAUUGCUUUUUUAGGAGGAUGUUGUUAACUUUGUGGUCUUAGAUGAUAUGGUGAACCUACGGGUCAUAUUUGUGAAUUAAUUUAAUGGGAAAGAGGUCAGGCUUUUAAAUUUUGUUCAAUUUAUUUAUUUAUAUGUGUUCUAUUAUUUGAUUGAGCCCAUAGAGGCCCAGAUGGCGCUCAAAAUUUAGAAAGUUGUAAUUUUCAGGACUACUGGGUGCUAAUUGGCUGUCAGAAGGAUCGGAAAGCUCUGGGACUGCAGAGUUUCCCAAAGCCUGGAGAACAGCUGGGAAGUGUGGCUUGCUGUAGGCUGUAGUAUACAUAGUAAGCUAGUUAGAAUCGUGGGUUAAGGAGAUGGUCAGAUGAACUCUCACAAUUUCUUGUCAUUUCACAAUUGAAGAGUUUGUGAGUGAGUGGGGAAUCAGGCCAAAGCCUGGCUAUUUUACUGAGUAGUAAACUGUUGCUCAAUGGAUUUUUGAAUGUAUAGGAGUAUUUUGUUACAAACUGAAUUUGUUUUCAGCACUAGUAAUAUACAAAUCUAUAUUCUCUCAUUUUUACAUGAACUCUAAUAGCCAAUUGUUUACUCAGUAAAGACCUGAAAGUUAUUGGUGAAAUCACUGGAACAAUUUCCUGGCUGUUUUAUAGUUCUUUGAAAUUUCACUUUUAAAAUAAAUGUUUCAGCCUAGAUAUUAAGCAGAAAAGUAGAACUAAUUCUUGAAAUUGACAUAGAAAGUUGGUUUCUUUUGAAGGAAAGAUACAAUGCCCUUGGAUGGAUUUUAUGCAAAAGCAGUUUAGUGAAAUGUGCCUGUUCUCUUGUUGCCAUUUAAAUGACUUUUGCUCUCACUGUAAACUUUACAGCAAAUGAAAACAGUUAAUUUGCAUUUAUAUAAACAAAUGCAUAAAUGGAAUGAUGUUCUUUUUCAGUUUAGUUGGAAUGUAAUAUCUCCAUGCAUAAACUAAUAAUUGAAUCAUCUCGCAUCAUGCUAGGGACUCUUCUAAAAUGGUAAAUUAUUACAAUGGAUUAGAUUAAGAUGACCGAAAUUUUCAUCAAAUAUUCUGUAGUAUUUUUGUAUACCUAUAUCAAAUUAUAUACAAGUAUUGCUGCUUGUUUUGAAACAUUAAAUGCAUUACAUAUUUGAGUUUGAUUCACAAAAUUGUACCCUAUCAAAAUAUAUUUCAUGUUAAUA